GCAGAGCUGGCACCCACAGCCCCACGGCAAUAAAAAGCCGAGGGAGCCCUGCAAGGAGCACAGCCGCCGGUCCACCUGCUGCAGAGAUGGUGCCGACAACCUCCCUCCUGCUGCUGCUCAGCCUGGCUCUGCUGGCCCCCAGCCUCUCUGCCGAGAAGUGCGUGCUGACCGGGCGCUGGACCAACGACCUGGGCUCCAACAUGACCAUCGGGGCUGUGAACAGCAAGGGAGAGUUCACCGGCACCUACCUCACAGCUGUGACGGCCACGACAAACGAGAUCAAGUUGUCACCGCUGAAGGGAAACCAGCACAGCACCAACCAUAAGAGCCAGCCCACCUUCGGCUUCACCGUCAACUGGAGCUUUUCAGACUCCACCACUGUCUUCACGGGCCAGUGCUUCGUGGACAAGGACGGCAAGGAGGUCCUGAAGACCAUGUGGCUCCUGCGGUCACACGUCGACAGCAUCGAUGAUGACUGGAAAGCCACCAGGGUCGGCAUCAACAUCUUCACACGCCUGCACAAGCGCUGGCAGUGAGGGUCACCCCGUAGGGACUCAAGCCGGUGUCCGUGCUGGGCUGCAGACCCAGCUCCUGCCCCUUCCUCUGCUCCCAAUAAAGUUUUGCUGCAAAA
Molecule: messenger RNA, 631 nt
Organism: Oxyura jamaicensis (ruddy duck)
Lineage: Eukaryota; Metazoa; Chordata; Aves; Anseriformes; Anatidae
Product: avidin-like
Exons: 4
Coding region: 87-536 (149 amino acids)
Molecular function (GO): biotin binding
Source: RefSeq, a predicted model, not a curated record